UUCAGUCAGACUCAGCCCCAAAUACAGCAUCUUGAACUACAAAACAGGUGAAAGAGGAAGCGAUGGACACCAGAAACUACCCCAGCCCUCCAGACAGGCUCUCUGUCUUCUCCGAGUCUGCCCACUUGCCACUGUCCAGGCCCUUCUACCUGGACCCCAUGGUCACUGUCCACUUGUGCCCUGAGGCCCCGGUGCCAACCCCUUACAUGGAUGAGCUGCCUCUGUUGCCUUUUCCCAGCGAUACCCUGAUCUUGGACAAUUACGGGGAUCCAUACCCCUUCCCCUUCCCUAUGCCUUAUGCCAACUAUAGGCGCUGCGACUACGCCUACGGGCCCGCCUUCAUCCGCAAGAGGAACGAGCGGGAGAGGCAGCGUGUCAAGUGUGUGAACGAAGGCUACGCCCGGCUGCGGCGGCACCUGCCGGAGGACUACCUGGAGAAGCGGCUCAGCAAAGUGGAGACCCUCAGAGCUGCAAUCAAGUACAUCAGCUACCUGCAGUCUCUCCUGUGCCCGGAUGAGGCUGAGGCCGAGAGGAACCCUAGAACCGCCAGCUGUGGCUCCUUGGAGCCUGCUCUGAAAGCCAUUUGAGUCAGCUCCUUCCAAAAACGGUGUCUUCUGUAGCAGUAUCCAGUGGGUUCUCAAACACACGGUUUCCAGGAGGAGACAGCAGUAGCUCACUACCAACCUUUAUUAAAUGCUGCUUGCCU
Messenger RNA from Meriones unguiculatus (Mongolian gerbil), 706 nucleotides. It is a transcript of the gene Ascl3, whose product is annotated as achaete-scute family bHLH transcription factor 3. NCBI's taxonomy places the organism in Eukaryota, Metazoa, Chordata, Mammalia, Rodentia, Muridae. Bases 63 to 587 code for a protein of 174 amino acids. The transcript has 2 exons. Gene Ontology annotation, molecular function: protein dimerization activity; DNA-binding transcription factor activity, RNA polymerase II-specific; RNA polymerase II transcription regulatory region sequence-specific DNA binding. Gene Ontology annotation, biological process: regulation of transcription by RNA polymerase II; developmental process. The record is from RefSeq and is a predicted model, not a curated record.